Molecule: messenger RNA, 2770 nt
Organism: Protopterus annectens (West African lungfish)
Lineage: Eukaryota; Metazoa; Chordata; Ceratodontiformes; Protopteridae
Gene: TEX55
Product: testis expressed 55
Exons: 4
Coding region: 96-332 (78 amino acids)
Source: RefSeq, a predicted model, not a curated record
AGAAUAAUUUGAUCGUCAUGGCAACGGGCAUUGCGCUAUAGGACAACAAUAGUAGAGGCAAUUGGAUGUGAGAGAAAGUGUUUUUAGUAAGCAGGAUGGCCGAUCCUUCUGAAAAAGUUUUGAUAACUGAAGUAGAACAGCAGUUCCAAGCUCAGGAUGCCCGUGUCCCUGUUUAUGAAGAUCCCUUUGACCGUUCUGUUAAAUACAUGGAGAAGCACAACAUCCUUCAGAUAUUUCAGGAGAUUACAGAAAACCUAGUGUAUACAAGACCUCAGGAUCCUCUCCAGUUCAUGUUAGAGCAGGUAAGAGGUCCAAAUGAUGAUCCAGUGUAAGAAAGAAGAUGAUACAAGUAAAUAAGUAUAGAACACAGGGGUCUCUGAAUUUACUAUCAAGGGAGCAGUGAAGGAUUCAAGAGGCAAUGCCUUCCCCACUUUACUCUGACCUGCAUGAUGAUGAUAGCAAACAACUGAAAUAAAUAUUUCUUAUUUACAAAAAAAAUGCUAAACCUUUUGUUUCUGGCAAGUUUUAUACUGCAUUUGCAUUUUUAAAUUCACAACUGUUAUUUAAACCUUGAAAUUAUAAAGCUACAAAAUUGUGAGAUCAGCCUUUUGCUAAUUUAAGGUUUUGAAUAGUACUGUUUUGAAACUGAAGAAAUAUGUUUUUGAUAAUAACCGUAUCCAGUCCUGUAUGGUGUAUUUCCUGCUUUUGUUCUCAGAUGUGAUUGUUUUAGCAACUUCAGAAAAUGCAAGUUCUUCCUAAAGUGUUUUGAAAACACUGAGUACUUCAUAUGCUGUACAUGCCUUUUAUAAUGAUGAAAGAGUUUAUUUGACUGGAACUGGCUGGUGGUCUCCACCCCCCCUCCAAAUAGCAAACAUUCAGCAUUCACCUUUUUAUUCACAUACUAUAAACAUUUAUGUUUUCUCCUAAUGUUCAGAGUUCCUGAAGGUCUUAAAAAAUUGAGGUUGGUUAGGGAAUGUUUUUUUUUUUUUGCUAAGUAUUAAGUUGUUGAUAUUUCCUUUUUUUAUGCUGUCACUCAACUGCAAGGCUGAAUGUUAAACAACCGACUUAGAAGAUAGACCCUUCCAGAGCUGACUGCCUAUGGAAUAAGGUUAGACCUUCCACAGCUUCUAUCUAACAAUCGUUUUUAAGGAAAAUUAUUUUGUAUACUUUUACAGGGCAGAAGAGACAUGCUGAAUGUCUAAUGUAUUUUAAAGGUCUUUAAUUGCAGAUUAUUUCAGGAGGUCAUUUUUUUUUUGUUUUUUUUUUUUUAUUUAACCUUGUUCAAACUAGAGGAAAAGGAUUACGCUAUAUUAAGAAGGAAACUGAAUACACUUGAUUUCUGUCAAGCCUAUGAGAUAAUGAUCAGCAAAAGGAAGUAUCUGCACAUAUACCACUGUUUCAUAGAACUUCCAAACAUUGGUCUUAUUUCUUGCUUACUUGCUACAGAUAUAAUUCUGCUUGUUACUGAGAUGCUGGCAAACCAUGAGACUGUCCAGUUUUAAGCUUAAAUGUCCACUUUCUUCUGGUGUCUGCCAGGUGUCAUUGUACACAAUGUAAGUUAGUAUUCUUCUAAGCACAUCUAGAUCACUCAUUGAGGCAAGGAUUCCCCUAGUCUACACCCUUCUUAUAUAAAGGUCAAGUGCAAUCAAUAAUAAAAUAUCUAAUUAGAAAAAAAAUACAGGAACUCGCAUCAGCAUGAGGCUAGAUUCCAGUCAUCUUAAUCUGCACUAUUCACAUAUGCUUAUUGUGUGUACAGUCUUCAUUAAUGUUUUGCAUAAAAAAGAUAAAUGCAAACCUUGUCUAUGUGUUACUAACACAGACAUUGCUCAGUCACGCAUUCAUUCUACAGAAAAUAUCAAUUUUCCAACAGAGAAGGUAGAAAAGAGUGGCAAAGGGUAGAAUAAAAGGAAGAAACUGAAAUUAAACGUGGAAGGAUUUAAAAAAAAUUAAGAAAAAUUGGAGACAGACAGAAGCUGACAACUUGGUUCAAGGUGUGGAAGCAACAAAGAGAGCUGGGUGGGAAUUGUAUGCUUGCAAAUUAAAUAAGUGAUAAAAACUGUGAGAUUAAAAACACUUAAUGGUGAUGAUCGUUUGUUUGUAACAACUGAUAGAGCAAACAUUACUGAAUUAAAAGUGGGGAAUUCCUCAGAUCUGGUCUGAAAUCAUUGGAGAUUGUGUUAUUAAAGGAACUGAUACUUAAAUUUGCAGAGAAGAUAAUGAACAUUAAAUAAUGUUGUGCUUACCAGCGGUAAAAGUACAGGAUGUUUAAUAGGAUAAUGGAAGUGCCUUAAUGUAAGGAAGUAUGGAGCUGUUUUUCUUCAUGUUGGUGCAAGUGAUCUUAUCUUCAAGGACUCUCUGACUUCUGUAGGGAAUUUGCAGCCCUCUUAGAUAGCAUAGCUUGUACAGGUAUUAGCAUGCAUUUUUCACAAAUCACAUAUAGAAAGGAGAAUCAAGUCAGCGUGAAUGAAAAAAAUGUUUUGGCUAAAUAGCUACAUGAAAAAAUGGCCCAUUUUAAAAGUGGAAAUCUAUGGAAUAUCCAAGGCUAAUUUUGGACACAUGUACUUAGGACAAAGUUCAUUGUCAAGGCAAGGGAGGACAAUUUUUGCAGCAGAUGUAUUGCAAUAUUUGAGUAACUCAAGACAGGAUUUUUGUCAGAUCAAAUAUUUAACAGUUCAUAGCAAAAUUUGAUACAUCUGUUUUGGUUUGAUGUAUUUGUGCUGGUUGUUAAUGCUAGGAACAUUAGUAAUAAAGUUUUUUAAUGGAAAAUUUG